CGGGCGCGCGCCUCGGAGCCGCGCGGACCGAGGGAGGCGGGCGGCGUUUCCGCGGAGCGGUGGUCCCUACGGAGGGUCUCCGGACGCUCCAGGACUGAGGGGCUCCGGCCGGGCGGCGGCGGUUGCGGACCCCAAGGGACCGAGGACGGGGCCGCGCCCUGAGCAGUGAGCCAGGAAGCCAUCUCUUAAAGGAGCUGCGCCUUUGUUUGCUUAAACAGGAGCCUACCAGAGAAAAGGCAGUUACCAAAAAGUAGCAGAAAGAGAAUGAAAGAAGUAGAUAACCUUGACAGUAUAAAAGAAGAAUGGGUUUGUGAAACAGGACCUCCUAACAAUCAACCCCUCGAUGGUAAUCAACAAAGGGACUGUGAAUAUUUUAUUGACAGCCUUUUUGAAGAAGCAGAGAAGGUUGGUGCCAAAUGCUUGUCCCCCACUGAACAGAAGAAACAGGUAGAUGUAAAUAUAAAAUUGUGGAAAAACGGAUUCACAGUCAAUGAUGACUUUAGAAGUUACUCUGAUGGUGCAAGUCAGCAGUUUCUGAACUCCAUCAAAAAGGGGGAAUUACCUUCAGAAUUACGGGGAAUUUUUGAUAAAGAAGAAGUGGAUGUUAAAGUUGAAGAUAAAAAAAAUGAAGUAUGUAUGUCUACUAAGCCUGUGUUCCAGCCCUUUUCAGGACAGGGGCACAGACUAGGAAGUGCUACACCAAAAAUUGUUUCUAAAGCAAAGAGUAUCGAAGUUGAAAAGCAAAGUACUUUGUCUGCUGUGUCACUGAACAACUUGGAGCCCAUCACCAGGAUCCAGAUCUGGUUGGCCAACGGGGAAAGGACUGUCCAAAGGUUUAACAUUUCUCAUAGGGUGAGCCACAUCAAAGACUUCAUUGAAAAAUACCAAGGAUCCCAGAGAAGCCCCCCCUUUGCCCUGGCAACGGCUCUUCCUUUUCUCAGACUUCUGGAUGAGACACUCACAUUGGAAGAAGCAGAUUUGCAGAAUGCUGUUAUCAUUCAGAGACUCCAGAUAACUUCUGAACCUUUUAGAAAACUCUGACAGUUUUGAUUCUUGAGAAACUGAGAGAAAUGACGGUUGGAAGUAGACAUGCAGAUGUGGGAGACAGAAGUCAGUUUGAGGUUGUAGUUUGAGUGCUACUUAAUUCCUUAUGAGGGGGUCUCAAUAAUCACAAGUUCAAGCUAGGAGAGUAAUGUAUGGCUGGAAACCACAGUUAAUGCACUUUUCCCAAAGGCCACUCAGAAAAAAAUAUGUAUCUUCAAAUACUAGUUAAACAGUGUGAUAUAUUAAAUAGCUAUGUCAUUAAUCUUAAUGUGGUCUAAAUUAAGAGUAUUCACAGCAUUAGUAUUAAAACAUUUCCAAACAGCAGAUAAUAUAAAUGUUAGCUAUCUCAGUUUUUAAUAGCAACAUAUUAAAAUAUUGUACAUGACAUGUUAAAAGCAUCGAUGUAAUUAUUAUAGUGCCUAACCCUCACGGCUUUUAAGUUUUCACUCUGUGAUGGCAAGAGAUAUUCAAAUGUUAAUUUGGCAUCAGUAUCUAAGAUGUAUAAUAUUUUUAGGAAUGAAAUUGUGUAGCUUAGUACAAUAUUAGUAUUAGGUGCCUACAUUUUUCUAUACCUUCUGUUUGUAAUUUUAAGGGCUGGGGAUGUAGUUCGAUGGUAGAAUAUUUAUCAAGCAUAUAUGAGACCUUAGGUUCAAUCAGACUCCAGCAAAAACAAAACAACAACAACAAAAUACAAAAACCAAAAAAAACUUUUUUAAAGGAAUGCAUAUAUAUAUAUUUAAUGCAUAUAAAAUUAAGGAAAAGGUGGUAUCAAAUUCAAUAAAAAUAUCUAUAGAAUUUAUACAGUGGGCUGAGGGUGGAGGAGAGGUUGUAAACCCACAGACAAACAUAAGUAACUUUUAGAACAAUCCCUUCAAGGGAGGCUUUGCUUCCCAGCUGGUCCAGGCCCAGAGCUUGCAGAGUGAAAGGGCAGUAGUCCAAAGGUCAGAUCCCUAGGAGGAGUCCUCACGGCUGUUGCGGUAGAUUUUGGGCUGAACAACUUGUCUGCCAUGGUGUGGGCAGAGUGUAGCUGUCUAGCGAGCUCCUCUGAGCAGCCAUAUUCCUCCAGAAGGCUCAGGCAGUGUGUGUGGAAGUUCCGUUCUUGUCAAUGUUGGUCACCACUGCCAUGGGGGGCACUGGAUAAGUCUGGUGUGGUUCUGGAAGAAAUUAAUCUGUAUAGUGCCCUGGCUGAAGUGCAGGAUGAAGGUGCUGCGUGUGUGAAGCCAUGUUUACAGGUAGGGCGGCCUGGCCAGCUCACCACCUUCCUGGGGUGUGAUGUGGGCCCCACCUUCAGCAGUCCUUCACCUGUGUAAUUGCGGAAGAGAGUGAUCCUCAUCAUCAGGGAGUUAGGGCGGGAGCUUGUGGUGAGGUAGGACUCUGCUGUCACGCCCUGUGUCCUGUAGGCUGUCACUGAAGAGGAUGAGGUGUGUUGAGUCAUUAAAGAGGACCCCCAUACUGCAGUGUAAAGCACACACAAACAAUUCCCCAAGAACCAUAGUUCAUUCUCUUCCUACUUUCUCCCCCCAAACUAGGAAUUUAUUUUUAGCUAACAUUUGUAAUUAGCCAUCCAUUUGACAUUCAACUACAAUCUAUUUUGUCAUAGUAUAAAUUUGUGAACAUUUCUUAAAUUCACAUAAAGUACACAUUUUCUACUUCAUGUCACAGUAAUUCUGUGUAGACAUUAUAGGAAAACAUGUUUAGUAUCUUAUGCUUUUAACUAAAACCAAUUAUGUUUUGAUUUUCAGAUUAAAUCCCAUGUUUAGAAAUAAGCUAUUUUGCAAAUGAUCUGUUGAAUUAAACUUUAAGUAAUUAAAAUAUAAAUAAAAAUCAAUUAAAAAGUUAGGUAUACAUUGUAGCAAAGAUUAAGUGGCCCAUACCAGCAGCAGUAUCCAUAGGUGCUGGAUAUAGUCUAUAAACCUUUUUUGUGAGUUAUAUGUAUAUAAUUAUUAAAAACUCAAAGUUUGGCCAGGUGGUAGUAGUGAAAACCUUUAAUUUCAGUACUCAGGAGGCAGCCGCAAGCAGAUUUCUGAGUUCAAGGCCAGCCUGGUCUACAGAGUGAAUUCCAGGACAACCAGGACUAUAUAGAGGAACCCUGUCUAGGGGGUAAAAAGAAUCCUCAAAGUUUUCAAGUGUUUACUCACUUAAAAAUAAUAACUUCAAAGCUGCCCACAGUUGUGCAUGCCCUAGCUCUCGCUCAUGCCCCCACAGCUCCUGAGAGAGGAGGGUCACGUGAGCCUGAGCAGCACAGCAAAGCUCUGUCUCUUAACAACUUUCACACCCAGUUAAGAGCACUGGCUGCUUUUGCUGUGGAUCUGGGUUCGAUUCCCAACACCCACAUGGCAACCCAAAACCACUCUAGCUGCUGUUUCAAGGCAUCCAGCUCCCUCUUCUGACCUCUGGGCACUGCGCUUAAGUGAUAGAUGCAAGAAAAAAAACCAUAAACACGUUAAUUUAAAAAAAAUUAAAUGAUUUCCAAAGCAUGAAAAGACUUAUUGAGAAAGGUGGCAUUGUAUUUUUUUUUUCCAAAAGUUUGUCUAA
This is a messenger RNA of Arvicola amphibius (Eurasian water vole), 3579 nucleotides long. RefSeq names its product UBX domain protein 2A (gene Ubxn2a). The record is from RefSeq and is a predicted model, not a curated record. Gene Ontology annotation, biological process: proteasome-mediated ubiquitin-dependent protein catabolic process; nuclear membrane reassembly; Golgi organization. Gene Ontology annotation, cellular component: nucleus; cytosol. Gene Ontology annotation, molecular function: ubiquitin binding. Lineage: Eukaryota; Metazoa; Chordata; Mammalia; Rodentia; Cricetidae. Bases 265 to 1041 code for a protein of 258 amino acids. The transcript has 8 exons.